Molecule: messenger RNA, 1843 nt
Organism: Protopterus annectens (West African lungfish)
Lineage: Eukaryota; Metazoa; Chordata; Ceratodontiformes; Protopteridae
Product: signal-regulatory protein beta-1-like
Exons: 5
Coding region: 31-813 (260 amino acids)
Cellular component (GO): plasma membrane
Source: RefSeq, a predicted model, not a curated record
UCCUGCAGCAUUUCUGUACAAUGUUUAGCGAUGCAUAUGUCGAGCAUCCCCAAAUCAUUUGCUGUUCUGUACAGCUUCACCAUAAUAAUUCUAUGUCUGAACCAUAUUGGUAUGUGUAAAAAUGAUUUGCAAAUAUUCCAGACUCUGUAUCUGAGUGCUUCAGUAGGUGAAACAAUUUUCUUAAAGUGUUCAUUAUCCACUGGUAUUCCAGUUGGCCCUGUACGGUGGUACUUUAAGAAAGGUAAUAAGAAAAACUACUUCUUCUCUGAAAUUCCACCAAGAAGUGAGAAGCCAGAUGGAAGAGUGUCCUGGGCAGGGAAAAACCAGGAUCUGGAUUUUUCUAUUAAAAUUUCCAAUAUUUCUACCCAAGAUUCUGGGAUAUAUUACUGUUAUAAAUUCAAUGCUACAUCAGAAGUUGUAUAUAAAGCAGGGCCUGGAACCACCCUCAUUGUAAGAGAGACCACUCAAAGUGAAGAGAGGAAAGGGCUGAAAAUAUACAUGAUUGCCGGGGUCGCCUGCAGCCUGUUUCUGCUUGUCAUUCUAGUGCGUCUCAUAGUGUUUCUUCACUAUUCUCAAUGGAACGGCAACUGUUCACCAAAAAAAGCUAGGUCACAUUGUUCAUCGCCUGAGAAUACUGAAGAACAGUUUUCAAACAGGAAGGAAGUCAUUUAUGCAAAUAUACAGGUCUGCAGACAGCUCUCCAGUCAAAGCAGUGAGCAACGAAAACUUGCCCUGACAGAGUAUGCCAGAGUUCGAGGGAAGGUUUUACAAGAUGCUGCAACAGAACAUUAUGAAAGCAUGCAGAUUCCUUAGUACAAGAACAAGCCGAAAAUUCUUCUCCCUUAACUACAGUUAAGCUUAUAUCUAGAAACAGUGAAGAUUACUUUGUAUUACUGCAAAUCACAAUUUAUAAUAGUUGCUGGAUUUAUUACCUAGUAAAUAAAUGGUUCUCUUUUUUGUCUAGCAGAAACUUUAGUCAUAGAUUCACUUUCUGCUGUCCUUCACAUCCAUAGCUAACUCUUCCUUCCAUGGAUGCACUAUUCUGUCUAAAUGCCCAGUUACUAAUACUUAUGUUCUUAACCCAAAUAAUAAUUUAUUUUUUAGUUUUAAAGGUUAAUUGCAGUUUCUGAGCCUUUGUUCUUCCUUUCUGAAUAUGUCUCCAUUUUCUUCAUCCAUCAGUGUUUAAGAUGCGCUCUCUUUCAACAGGACACCUCCAUCAUUUUUAUUUUCACUCUAAAAUCACACUGCCUGUGAAUUAUAGAAAGUAGUCCUAUCUGUUAUGCCUAGCUCCCCUCAUUAAAAUAAGUGUGGUUUUGAGGUAAGUAGGUUCUCUUCAUUCUAUCAUCACUUUUGCUUGUGCCCCCAUAUAAUAUCACAACAGAUAGCAUCUCUGUAAGGAGAACUUUUCAGCUGGACCAGUCCUCAUUUCUGUGUGGCUCUACAACAGAAUGUAAAGUAAUGUACAUCAAGACAUAAUAGGAUGAUGGUGACAGAUGAGAAUGGAUUAAAACCUUCUAGAUAUACCAAGUGACUGCCUGUAUUCAGAAAUGACGUUCCCUGAGUCUUUGCCCCAAACUAGCAUCAAAUUAAUUUGUUAAAUAAAGCAGCCAGUGUGCUUACAAGAAAGUGUGCCCUGAAAAGAACUGUUGUUCUUAAGAAAAUAAAAGCUCCAGAACAGGUAAUAGACAUAAAAAAAUAUUAAUAGCAGAAUCAACUAAAAUAUGGUUAUGUUAUUCAAAAGCUCACUGUAUACAUAACUGGACAAUGGCACAUGCAUCACAUGUUUUCCAUGGACAUAUAGCCCUAUCAGUUCAACACACGCACACACAUACACACACACACA